AUGGAAAGAAUCGAACUUCCAGGGGAUGUGAUACUUGGAGGACUUUUCCCCGUUCAUGAGAACGGUAACCAUGGCUGCGGCCAGUUUGAUUUAGGUGGCUAUCAGAGGCUUGAAGCCAUGGUGUAUGCCCUAAAGAGGAUCAACAACGACCGACACUUGCUUCCUGGAAUAGAUGUCGGUGCUGUCAUACUUGAUACUUGCAGUAGGGAUACCUAUGCUUUGGAACAGGCUAUGGAAUUUGUUUCGUCUACAACGAACAGGAUUGAUCUGGACUCCUUUACCUGCCCGAACGGGAGCACUCCCCAUUACGUGGCGCCUCAACCUACCGUUGCCGUUGUUGGAGCAGCGGCCAGUCCGGUCUCGAGUAUGGUUGCAAAUAUACUGCGACUUUUUAAGGAAGGGAGUAGCUACGAAUCAAAGGUGAAGGUUAACGAGACAUUUCAGAAACCAAGGGCACGACGGUAG
Lytechinus variegatus (green sea urchin) is the source of this 465-nucleotide messenger RNA. RefSeq names its product metabotropic glutamate receptor-like. Lineage: Eukaryota; Metazoa; Echinodermata; Echinoidea; Temnopleuroida; Toxopneustidae. Gene Ontology annotation, molecular function: adenylate cyclase inhibiting G protein-coupled glutamate receptor activity. The transcript has 2 exons. Bases 1 to 465 code for a protein of 154 amino acids. Gene Ontology annotation, biological process: G protein-coupled glutamate receptor signaling pathway; regulation of synaptic transmission, glutamatergic. The record is from RefSeq and is a predicted model, not a curated record. Gene Ontology annotation, cellular component: membrane.